AUGCCACCCGGGCGACUUGUUCAGGGUUCGCGCCGCCCUCAGCCGACUGCCUCCGCGUCCACAUCAGCCCACAAUGGGUCCGACCUGCCCCCCUAUGAGCCUCCCUCGCAUCCAAUGAACGAUGCAGGCAGACAGGCCCUAUCCAACUUCACCAACAACAACGCGGAGAUGCGCAAGUACGAGGACCAUCUUUCCAAAUCCGCUACCUACUUGCGAGAGGCCGUCGGCGCCAUCAACGAUACCCUGUUUGCUCGCAAAUCACAGCUGACGGGCAAGAUCGAAAAGCGACGUGGCCGUGGCGAAUCUGAAAAGGGCGAAGACGAGGCCGAGCUCGAGGAAUACGUCAACAAGCUACAUGGAGAUGUGACCCAUUUGACUGAUGAGAUCGAGGCUGCCUUGCGACAGGUUAUUGACUACCGUGCCGAAGUUCAGCGCGAGAAGUUAGUUUUGGGCUCGGUGGCAGACCAGGUACAGAGCGAAAAAUCCCGCCGGGAACGCCCCUCACGGAAACGGAAAGCUGCACAGCGGGUCAGCAGCGAUAGUGAUGAGGAGAUGGGUGGUGUCGAUGCCGAGCCUGAAGAGGCAGAGGCCGUCGGAGCUAAGGACGAGGCCCCUCUGACCGGCGUGCGCGAGGCACUCCACAAGGCAAGAGAUUCCAACGCGAGACAGUACCGUGCCACGAGUGCUUAUGACCGUUACGCUUCCAACAACGAGUAUAUCGCUUUCAAAAAGAUGUGGCAUGAUGCCCAGCAUCCCGAAGACCAAGUGCCCCUUCCCGAUGCGUCCACUUGGUUUGAUAACCAAGGCAGGCCUAUUUGGGAUGGUGCUCCGGCGGGCGAUGAGGACCUCAUUAUCGAGCGCGAGGUCCAGGACCUCACUUGCAAGUUAACGCUUCGACCCUUGAAGGAGCCAUACGCCAACCACAAAUGCCCACACGUUUUCGAGAAAACCGCAAUAAUGGAGUACUUGAGAGGCACUGGGGGCAAAGCACAGUGCCCUGUGUGCACCAAGGAGCUUCGCAUCAAGGACCUGUAUCUUGAUGAACUCACAUUGCGCAAGGUCAAGCGAGCUGCUCGAGCAGCAAGGGAAAGCGAGGACAGGAGCUCCAAUGCUGAUCCCGACGAACAAAUGGAUGAAAGCGUCCUCAUGGGUGAGAGUACCCAAUUACGGUCAGGCCGUGCGAACAACGGGGUGAAACAGGACGAUUCUGAGUGAGAAAGGUUGUCUUUUGCAUCGAGCUAAUGAGGGCGGCCGCUACAUAGCGGAGUCUAUUCCAC
Messenger RNA from Neurospora tetrasperma FGSC 2508, 1277 nucleotides. RefSeq lists its product as uncharacterized. Gene Ontology annotation, cellular component: nucleus; Smc5-Smc6 complex. Bases 1 to 1215 code for a protein of 404 amino acids. NCBI's taxonomy places the organism in Eukaryota, Fungi, Ascomycota, Sordariomycetes, Sordariales, Sordariaceae. The transcript has 2 exons. Gene Ontology annotation, biological process: double-strand break repair via homologous recombination; protein sumoylation. The record is from RefSeq and is a predicted model, not a curated record. Gene Ontology annotation, molecular function: zinc ion binding; SUMO ligase activity.